AGCAGCGAGCGUCUCAUCGAGAACGAGCCAGAGCGGAGCCCAAGAGGAGCUAAACAUGGCGACCUCGAAUAAUCCGCGCAAAUUCAGCGAAAAGAUCGCGUUACACAAUCAGAAGCAAGCGGAAGAGACAGCUGCGUUCGAGGAGGUGAUGAAAGACCUGAGUAUUACUCGGGCGGCCCGUUUACAGUUACAGAACACUCAGUAUUUACAGCUUGGUCAGAACCGAGGACAGUACUAUGGCGGCUCUUUGCCAAAUGUCAAUCAGAUUGGAAACACCACUAUUGACCUUCCCUUUCAGACGCCUUUUCAGAAUUCAGGAUUGGACACAAGUAGAACAACUCGUCACCAUGGGCUGGUGGACAGGGUCUACCGGGACAGGAAUCGCAUCACGUCGCCACACCGCAGACCUCUCUCUGUGGACAAACAUGGCCGUCAAAUUGAUAGCUGUCCGUAUGCCUCUGUGUAUCUGUCACCCCCACCUGAUACCAGCUGGAGGAGGACCAACUCAGACUCUGCCCUGCACCAGAGCACUUUUAACCCAAACCCACAAGAUGCAUUUGCAGGAGGAUCUCAAGAUUUGCAGCCAAAACAAGUUCUUCUUCUCACUAUGCCAGGAACAGGGGAAUCUGAGAGUGACAUGGACAAAGAAGGUCAAAAGCAGAUAUGGGAUCACAAAAAGACUACUUCAACAAGGCCCAAGUCAAACAAAAUACCUGGAAUCAACAUAUUUCCAUCUCCAGAUCAGGAAAUGACUACAUCUCUAAUCCCAGUGGCACACAACACGGGUGGCUCUCUGCCAGACCUGACCAACAUCCAGAUUCCCCCUCCUCUCCCCACACCUCUGGACCCUGAUGACUCUUCUUCCUCUCUCAGUACCUCCAACAGCACUGGCAACCUGGCCAACACUCACAUGGGCCUCACUUCUGCCAGCCAAGCCCAGCCCACAGUGACAGUGAGCAUUCAGCGCCGGCAUGAGAAUGUAGUUCCUCUGAUCCUCAACACAGACUCCCAGCAGCACCCGAGUUUUCAGCAGCUGUCGCCCACCCUCUCUCCUCCGCUUUCUAUAGCACAGGCAGUGACGAUAGACGCCAUGUCGCUGGAGCAACAGUUGGCUCAGUAUGCUUUCUUCAGUCAGCCGUCCACACAGACACAGGGGGUCGGUGGGCUUCCUCAGCUCCAGCAGAACACCCAGCUGCCACCUGUCUCAUGCAGCCAGACACAAACCUCUGUGGGCAUUGAUAUUAACACGGCUGCUUCCCUCCAGCAGUACCGCUGUAGGGUGGGGUCUUCGGCCAAUCAGUCUCCAACUUCUCCGGUCUCCAAUCAAGGCUUCUCUCCGGGGGGCUCGCCUCAACACUCAUCCAUUUUCGGAAGUGUCUUUGGUGAUGCCUUUUACGACCAGCAGUUGUCCCCUCGGCAGACCAGCGCUUUGUCUCAGCAGCUGGAGCAGUUCAACAUGAUUGAGAAUUCCAUCGGCUCAAGCAGUCUGUACACUGAGGGAUCCACUCUAAACUACUCUCAAGCUGCGAUGCUCAACCUCACCGGGAGCCACGGCAACAUGCAGGACGCGCAGCAGCUAGGCUACAGCAGCCAUGGGAACAUCCCCAACAUCAUUCUCACAGUUACAGGAGAGUCUCCCUCGAGCCUAUACAAAGAGUUGUCCAACUUUCUGACAGGUGAUGUGAGCUUUGACGCAGAUUCACAGUUUCCUCUGGAUGAGCUGAAAAUCGAUCCGCUGACGCUGGAUGGCCUGCACAUGCUCAACGAUCCAGACAUGGUUCUGGCUGAUCCCGCCACAGAAGAUGCUUUCCGGAUGGACAGGCUGUAAUCUUUAGGUAUACGAUGUUCAUUUGUCCUUUUUUGAGAUCAGUGUGAUUAAGUGGGAGAGAAGCAGCAUGUCUGGGGGACACUUGACCCUGUUUCUCAAAGCCCAUCCUCUGGGAAGAUAUUGCUGAGAAUGUUGCCACAGCAUGCUAGGGGAAAAAUGGAAAAACAGUGCUGCCACAUCUAAUGAAUCAACCUUUUGAGCAAGCAGCCCAUCGUUUCUUAGGAUAAUACACUCGCACCUCAGCAAUUGUGGUUCCUUUAGCUCUAUAGAGUGAAUGUGACACUACAUAAGAUCCCUCAAUGUUCAAGCAUGCGUUCUUCCAUUUCAUUUCCUGUAGAAGCCUCUCCUCCUCCUUCUGAUGCCUGCCAUACAUGCCUGUUACUUUCCUUUUUUCUUUAAAUAUAAAUAUUUAGUUAUGCACUUUUAUACAUGCAUAUGCCACAAAAAAACAUAGUUUAUGAUCUGUUUUUAAUUUAUUUUCCUAUACAAAUAUUUCUUGCUUGUAAGAACAUUGUUAAAAAGGAGUGUUAUACCUCCCCUAUUUAAGGGCAGUUUUCAUGCACCUGCAACACGUUUAUCUUUACACAUCAACACUAAUGUACUUCAGUGCAGUCUGAACAUAUGAUUGUAAUGUUUAAUAGAUGUCUAGUUUUGUCACGUUGUGCUCAGAUAGUGGUACAGUGCUAAUGUGGCUCAAGAUGAUCAAAUUCAUCUGGUUGAAAAGUGUACAACUGGAAAUCUUAAUAUCAGAAGACACAUUUACACAUUUAAUGGGAUUAUUCACCAAAAAAUGAAAGUUCUGUGAUCAUUUGCUCACUCUCGUGUUGUUUCAAACCUGUAUGACUUUCGUCUGUGGAAAAAAGUAUUUUUAAGAAUAGUGGCGUAGCGCAUAUCUGUGAACCCCCCCUGCAAAAAAUGAGAUUGGACCCCUCCCACCAGCAAUGAUGUCAUGAAUCAAAAUGUAUUGUGCACCUGCUGCAACAUACUCUUUCUCUCCCAUUUACUGAUUUAACAGUAAUGAAUGUGGUGAAUUAUCAUUGCAUCGAUGCAUUUGACAUUGUUAAAUAACAUGCAUAUUUGAUAUAGCUUUUUAGUCAGCCUGAAAUCCCUGCAGGAAUAACAAUUUUGUCUAUGCACGUAGAGGCAAAAGUGCAAAUAGUAGGAGAAUCCUUCAACAAAAAUAAUAAUACACAAACAUCUGUUAUAAGCCCCGGUCUACAUAUUUUAUACAGUAUACAGUAAGCACAAUAAAAUUUAAGUUCAAAUGCUGGCCUAGAUCAGCAUCGCUAAUUGUAGAAAGGAAAUUAUACAAGCAAAAUUCAUGUCUUGCAGUAAGAAAAUGACCAGUAAAAAGUCUAGGAGAAAAACAUACAUUAAAGAAUAACUCUGUACUUUAGGAUAUAUGCUGCAUUUUGUGAAUUUUUUUUUUUACUUUUUAGGGGCACAAAGUCUUUCACUGCAGCUUUAAUGUCGAUGUUGCGAGCUCGGGCAUUCUCAGUAGUCAGAAGAGAUAAACUGGACAGUCUUUCUUGUAACAUUGUGUUCCGGAGAAAGUCUUGAUCACUUUCAAUUUCGAGAACGAACAAUAGCAGUUGUAUGGCAAAGUCUGGUGACAAGCUGUCAGUGUACUGAACCGCUAAAGCAUUUGCCAUUUGAAACCGGUUAUUGUCAGAGAAGGACCAGGGCACAGAAAGUGUUUUUUUUUUUUUUUUUUUUGUGUCAUCAAAGUAGCUAUACUGAAUUUGGUCUUUUAAUGUGUUAAUGCAUUAAGCCACAUUAAGCGUAAUGUGCUUCAUGUAGUAACAUCUACAUUAAUUUUAUUUAAAAAAUCUUAUAACAUUAUACAUAUAUUAGGUUACACCAACAAACCUAAAUGUAAGGGUAAGAACAGGUAGAAAUAGCUCUUUAA
Messenger RNA from Sinocyclocheilus anshuiensis, 3737 nucleotides. Its product is annotated as CREB-regulated transcription coactivator 1-like. The transcript is spliced from 14 exons. Lineage: Eukaryota; Metazoa; Chordata; Actinopteri; Cypriniformes; Cyprinidae. Gene Ontology annotation, biological process: protein homotetramerization; positive regulation of transcription by RNA polymerase II. The coding region runs from base 56 to 1828 and encodes 590 amino acids. The record is from RefSeq and is a predicted model, not a curated record. Gene Ontology annotation, cellular component: cytoplasm; nucleus. Gene Ontology annotation, molecular function: cAMP response element binding protein binding.